This is a messenger RNA of Antechinus flavipes (yellow-footed antechinus), 7274 nucleotides long. It is a transcript of the gene ITGA2, whose product is annotated as integrin subunit alpha 2. The transcript is spliced from 30 exons. NCBI's taxonomy places the organism in Eukaryota, Metazoa, Chordata, Mammalia, Dasyuromorphia, Dasyuridae. Bases 1 to 3816 code for a protein of 1271 amino acids. The record is from RefSeq and is a predicted model, not a curated record. Gene Ontology annotation, cellular component: integrin complex; external side of plasma membrane. Gene Ontology annotation, biological process: cell-matrix adhesion; cell adhesion mediated by integrin; integrin-mediated signaling pathway. Gene Ontology annotation, molecular function: integrin binding.
AUGCAUUGUUUUUCAAAGAAACUUUCCAGGCUAAGAUUGACAGCUGCUACGGCCAUUACGGAGCCUGCCCGCCUCCUGUUCCCCGCCUCCAAAGUGGAGGUGCGGGAGUACGGAGGGAUGGAAGGAAAGCGCUGUGAGGCAGGCUGCAGCUUGUCCCUUAUUCUCAGACUGCCCGCCACCCUACCCCUAUCGACCUUUCCUCGCCCCGAGGUCUCCCCGACCCAGGCUGUUGGUUGCUUUGGCAGAGCAACCGGUGACCCACUUGCCUUUUAUCUCCUGCCCCCCCAAAGAGAAGUCGCCUUUGCUCUUUCCUUGUCUUUCAGCCGUUCUGUAGUCAUUUUAAAUUAUUGUGCUGCAUACAACAUCGGUCUCCUGGAAGCGAAAAUAUUCGAUGGUCCUUCAAGUGAACAAUUUGGAUAUGCAGUGCAACAGUUUGUAAAUACCAAUGGAAACUGGUUGCUUGUUGGAUCACCAUGGAGUGGUUUUCCAGAGAAUAGAAUGGGAGAUAUCUACAAAUGUCCUGUCAACUUACCCAGUACUGUGUGUGAAAAAUUGAAUUUACAAACUGUAACAAGCAUUUCAAAUGUUACUGAGAUAAAAACAAAUAUGAGUCUUGGCUUGACGCUUACACGGAACUUGGGAACUGGAGGGUUUCUGACAUGUGGACCUCUGUGGGCCCAGCAGUGUGGAAAUCAGUAUUAUGCAACUGGCAUCUGUUCUGAUGUUAGUCCCAGUUUCCAGCUCCUCAACAGUUUUUCACCUGCAGUUCAGUCCUGCCCAUCCUUCAUUGAUGUUGUGGUUGUAUGUGAUGAAUCAAACAGCAUUUAUCCCUGGAGUGCAGUAAAAAAUUUUUUGGUCAAAUUUGUGCAAGGUCUGGAUAUAGGUCCUGACAAGACCCAGGUGGGAUUAAUUCAGUAUGGAAAUUAUCCACGAGUUGUCUUCAACAUGAGUACUUUUAAAACAAAAGAAGAAAUGGUUAAAGCAACAUCUCAAACAACCCAACAUGGUGGAGAUCUCACUAAUACUUUCAAAGCAAUUCAAUAUGCCAGAGACUUUGCUUAUUCUGAAGCCUCUGGUGGACGACCCAGUGCUACCAAAGUUAUGGUGGUUGUGACAGAUGGUGAAUCUCAUGAUGGCUCUAUGUUGAAAAAAGUUAUUGAUCAAUGCAAUGAUGACAACAUACUUAGAUUUGGCAUAGCAGUCCUUGGAUACUUAAAUAGAAAUGCACUUGACACAAAAAAUUUGAUAAAAGAAAUCAAAGCAAUUGCUAGUACUCCAACAGAGAGAUAUUUUUUUAAUGUUUCUGAUGAAGAUGCGCUCUUGGAAAAGGCUGGGACAUUGGGCGAGCGUAUUUUCAGCAUUGAAGGUACUGUUCAAGGAGGUGAUAACUUUCAGAUGGAAAUGUCACAAGUUGGUUUCAGUGCAGAUUACUCUCCUGAAAAUGGUGCUCUGACACUGGGUGCAGUUGGGGCAUAUGCCUGGAGUGGAACAAUUGUGCAACAGAUAUCCGAUGGAUAUUCCAUCUAUUCUAGACAAGCAUUUGAAAAAGUUCUGCAAGAUAGAAAUCACAGUUCAUAUUUAGGAUAUUCUGUUGCAGUUAUUUCUACUGGUAAUAGUGUCCAUUUUGUUGCUGGUGCUCCCCGGGCAAAUUAUACUGGCCAAGUAGUGGUGUAUAGUGUUAAUGAUGAUGGUAAUACUACAAUCAUUCAAUCUCACAGAGGUGACCAGAUUGGAUCCUACUUUGGCAGUGUGGUGUGUUCAGUUGAUGUAAAUAGAGAUGAUAUUACAGAUGUGCUUUUGGUGGGUGCACCAAUGUUCAUGAAUGACCUUAAGAAAGAGGAAGGGAAGGUCUACCUAUUCACCAUCACAAAGGGAAUUUUGAAUCAACAUCGAUUCCUUGAAGGUCCUCUGGGUUUGGAAAAUGCUCGGUUUGGCUCAGCAAUUGCUGCUCUUUCAGACAUUAAUUUGGAUGGUUUUAAUGAUGUUAUUGUGGGCUCACCCCUUGAAAAUGAGAACUCUGGAGCUGUUUACAUUUACAAUGGAUAUCAGAGGACUAUACGAACUAAAUACUCUCAGAAAAUUUUAGGGUCAGAUCCUGCCUUUAGAAAUCAUCUCCAGUAUUUUGGAAGAGCAUUAGAUGGCUAUAAAGAUCUGAAUGGAGAUUCAAUAACUGACAUAUCCAUUGGUGCCUUUGGACAAGUGGUUCAACUCUGGUCACAGAGUAUUGCUGAUGUCUCUGUAAAAGCUUUAUUUACCCCUGAUAAGAUCAAUUUGUUGAACAAGAAUGCUGAAAUAACCCUCAGAUUGUGCUUCAGUGCAAAUUUCAGACCUAUUGCACAAAACAACCAAGUGGAUAUUAUCUACAAUGUAACACUUGAUGCUGAUCGUUAUUCUUCUAGAAUAACUUCGAGGGGAUUGUUUAAAGAAAACAAUGAAAGAUACAUUAAGAAAAACAUAGUGGUAUAUCAUGCACCUAUUUGUUCAGUGUACAUCAUCAACAUACAGGAACCUUCUGAUGUUGUCAACGCCUUAAAUGUUCGAGUAGACAUCAGUUUGGCAAAGCCUGGUACAAGUCCUGCUCUGGAAGAGUAUUCUGAGACUUCAAAGGACUUCAGUAUACCUUUUUUAAAAGACUGCGGGGAUGAUGGAGUAUGCAUCUCUGAUCUCGUCCUUGAAGUUCAACAAAAACCAGAUGCUCAAAAACAGCCAUAUAUUGUCAGCAACCAGAACAGAAGGUUAACAUUUGCAGUAAUUCUGAAAAACAAAGGGGAACAUGCCUAUAACACCAGAAUUGUUACUGCUUUUUCAGAAAAUUUGUUUUUUGCCUCAUCUUCUGCACCGGUUGAUGGGACUGAAGUUUCAUGUCAGUUGGAUGCUUCCAAGAAGGUUCUCACCUGUCAUAUUGGCUAUCCUUCUAUCAAGAGUGAUCAGCAGGUGUCUUUUAAUAUAAACUUUGACUUCAAUUUCCAAAAUCUUCGGAACAUGGCACUUGUCAGUUUUCAAGCUUUAAGUGAGAGUCAAGAAGAAAAUGAAGCAGACAAUAGAGUCAACUUUACAAUUCCCUUGCUGUAUGAUGCAGAAAUUCAUUUAACGAGGUCUACCAAUAUCAAUUUUUAUGAAGUCUUUUCUCAUGGCAAUGUGUCCUCCACUGUGAAAAGUUUUGAUGAAAUUGGUCCUGUUUUCAGUUUUUCACUUAAGAUCACAACGGGAAACAUUCCAGUAUCCAUGGCUUUUGUAAACAUCUCCAUUCCUCAAUACACCAAAGAAAAUAAUACAUUGAUGUACUUGACAGGAGUGCAUGUAGCACAGGACAGCGAUAUCAGCUGUACUGCAGAAAUAAAUCCACUAAAAAUAGGAGAAACACCUUAUUCAUUAUCUUUUAAGAAAGAAAACUUCCGAGAUAUUAAAGAAUUGAACUGCAAAACUGCAUCAUGUAGUAAAAUCACCUGCCACCUGAGAGAACUCAGAAUGAAAGAAGAAUACUUUGUGAAUGUAUCUACCAGAAUCUGGAAUGGAACUUUUGCAGCUUCAUCUUUCCAGACAAUUCAGCUGGUAGCAACUGCAAAAGUGGACACAGUUGACUCACAAAUAUAUGCAAUUGAAGAAAACACUAUUAUGAUUCCAGUUACAAUAAUGAAGCCUGAUGAGAAAGCUGAAGUACCAGUAGGAGUUAUCAUUGGAAGUAUAAUUGCUGGCCUUCUCUUGCUGUUAGCCCUAACUACUAUUCUGUGGAAGCUUGGUUUUUUCAAGAGGAAAUAUGAGAAAAUGGCCAAAAAUCCAGAUGAAAUUGAUGAGACUACAGAACUAAAUAGCUGAAUAGCCCAACUGUAGCUGGACAUCCUUUGAAUGACAUGUUUUCAAAUGUCAAAAACUCUUUUUUUUUUAAUUUUGUGGAUGAAAUAACUUUACAAAUUUUAUUUUAAGAGAAGCUGCUGGCCAGUUUGAGAAUAGAGAAUUCUUUGUGUAGAGGGGGGAGGGAGGGUGAGGGGAGAAUUAGUUCUUUGAAAGUUGGGGGUUUUAUAUUAUAUAUAUUAAAAACAAAGUCUUUAAACUGGCUGGGCCAGAGUUUAUAUUGACAGAAUACAUUGUGUUAGAAAUUCUAAGUAUUUUCUAGCCCACAAAUGUUAGUAAAACACAGCCCUAUUUUCAGAAGUUUACUGCAAAAUAGUGUCCUGAAGUCAAUGAAAGCUUGCCUUCAUUGCAAAAGGAAGAUAGAGGAGCUUUUAAUUUCAGGAUGGUUAUUCUGUAUCUUUUCAAUCUGAAUAACCAUGCAAAUGAAAUGAGACUUUACAAUGCAUAGGCAAAGGCCAUGUGAGUAGCAUAGCUGGAGAAUUGUUUAAUCUGGUUAUCAUGGGUACAAUGGAAAUAAUGGUGACUGGAGUUGGAGAUGACCUGGAUUCAAAUCCUUCCUAUGAUGUUCACUACCUGUGUGAUUUUGGUUAAAUCAUUGACCUCCCUAGGCCUUCAUUCCCUAAGCUGUGAAAUAAAGAGGUUGAUUUAGAUGACCUCUGAGAUCUCUUCCAACUGUAGCUUUAUGAUUUUUGUCUAUUAGACAAGAUCCUUUCCUUCAUCCUGGUGACCACUCUCCCCUCUUUGAGUUGCAGAUGUUGUUGCUUUAGGUAACUAUCUAGCUAUUACAGUUAAGAAAUUAGGCCACUGGACAGCUCUCCUAAGCAGCUCCCACCUUUCCAUAUUCUCUUCCACCCUUUCUGAACUAAAAUUUUCUAAAAGCUCCAAGUGUAUUCUAUUUUUUGGUCCUUUUAUCAGGUCCCAUGAUGAAUUGGAAUAUGAGUUGUAAGGAUAUCUUUGAUUUUAUAUGUAUGGUUUGUCAUUCCAAAACCACCUAGGGUCAUCUGAAGCCUUUCCAGUUUAGAGUUAAUUCAUCUAUAAAAAUCCAAGUUAGUUUAUCUAUAAAAUCAAGAUAUUGGACUAAACAUCUUCUGAGGUCACUUUAAAAAACUCUAAAAUGCUUUUCAAUGUAAAGUACAAGCAACAACUAAACCAAGAACUUAAAUUUGGCUUUGAAAUGUAGCUAAAGAAAAUGACUCGGCUCUUUCCUGCCUUUUAAAAAUAAUCCCAACAUCCAAGCCAGCUGAACAGUGAUGAAUAACAACUUGAUAAUAGAUAAGAGAUAAUCAAUUGUCCUGUAUGCUUAUUUAUGUUGCAUUCCAUCAAAUAACUCAAAUAUCCUUAUUUUCAAGUUCUUGUUUUAUAAACAGUGGGAUAUUAAUAGAGCAAUUGAGAUAGAUAUUCCAGAAGUUCAUCCUUAUUGUAGCUGAUCAAAUACUUCCAGCAGACACUGGUUCCCUACAUAAUAAAACAAGCUUUACAUAUAUGUAGCACUUUAAAAUUGACAAAAUGCUUUCCUCAAAAUUGCUCCUGUGAGGUAGAUAGUUUGGGUUUGAAACCUUUUGUAUAGAUGGGGAAAAUUAAGGUUCAGAACAGCUAUGUCAACUAGCUUCUAAGCAUCUGAGCUAUGAUCAAAAGUCAUGACUUAAUGGCUCCAACUCUGAUGCUUUUCCCACCAUAUAUCUUGCUACUUAUCAGAAGAAACUAGCAUUAAAUAAGUGAGGUAUUUUUAAUUUAUAUAUGCAAGCUACUGUAUUUACCAGUCUUUCUGAUGGGUAUAACACAGAUUCUAAUGUGCAAAUCAAUUCUGUUCAAUUGUACAUGAUAAUUCUUGAAUAAGGGCCACCUGAAGCUGUAUACAUUAAGUGUGUAGCAAGCCUUUUCAAGGUCAGACAAUUCAGAGGCAGUAUUCAUUUCUCACCUCUAUAUUUUUCUGUAAGAUAACCUAGGUUACUAACAUAUUGAAAAACUAAACAAAAAUAAAAAAUCGCCAAUCCUUUUAGUCAUGGAGACAACAGAUCUUAGUAUUGUAAUACAAAAGUUAGAAUUAGGUGUAAAUCCCAUCCAUUUUUAAGUGUCAGUAUGUACUAGUCUUAAGCCUUUAGAACUAUAUAUUUAUAGAACAAAAAAAAAUAUCCAUUUUGUAAAUGGAAUGUAAGCUCCAGAGAAUGGAGCUUAUAAAUAAAAUCAGAAAUUGUGGCUGCUUUGCUACAGCCUAACUGUGGAUUCUGUAAUGAUUAUAUAAUCUUUAUGGCAAGAUCUCACAUUAUUGCUUUCUUUGAAAAAGAACUGAAUAUUUAAUUCAGAUCUUUGUAUUACUUUUUAAUUGUAAAGAAAAGGGAAGGAAUUCUGUGAUUUCUCAAACGCUUUAACUGGACAGAUAAUUUUGCUACCCAGAGACUUUAUUUUUUAUAAAAUUAAUGGUUUCAAGGGAAACUUUAAAAAGUUUUGCAUCUAAUGUUGUAAUGCUGUUAAAGAAAUGAAUACUUAGAGAUUGUUAGGACAAAACUAGUUUCUAACACAAAGUAGUUGUCCUUACACUAUUUUUAUCAAAAUGAACAUCUUCUAUUUUCAUAUAUGGGUUUACUCAAUAUAUGUAUGAAAAUCCAACAUAAAUAAAUUAGGAGAUGAUUAUUCACUUUAUAUAUAAUGACUCAUCCUUCAAUUUUUAAAUGCCCCCUGAUUUUAAUUCAUCUUAUAAUGAUUAAAUUUGUACAACUUAUUUAGAAAAAAAAAUGAUCCAAACUAAGGCCUACCUUGUCUAUAUAAUUUUGGGAAUCAUUCAAUAAUGUUUUGAAAUACUGAAUUAGCCAAUUUUAUGUGUACUAUAGAAAGUAAACACUGGGGCAAAAUUAAAAUGAGUAUUGUAAACUUCAAAAAUGAAAAAGGUGUAAUAUAUGAUGUUGAAAAUAAAUUAUCAUUUCAAAUAUACUUCUAUUAUCUUGUUAGAGAUAGGGUAAGAUUAUGCUGAUAAAUUAAUAUUGUACAUAUAUAUUUUAAAUGUAAUAGCAGUAGUAAUUUCUUAAAUCUUUGUGAUAUGAUUUAUUUACUAAUUGUCUAGUUACAGAAAAGUACACACACACACAUAAACAUACAUACAGGUUAUUUUCCAUUUAUUGGAUCAGAAUUUCCUUCCCUCUUCCACCCCUCCAACUUUCUAUAGGCAUACUUUACUAUUGCAAAAACAGGGGAGCAUAAUAUAGAAAAAUGAAUGUUAAUACAAUGUUUGCAUAUAAAGUUGCACAACCAAUAUUCUAUGUUUCCAAGAAACUGAAAUCAUUAGAUUUCAUCACUAGUCAAGAAUUUGUUGUUUCUUUUUGAUGUAAAUAAUAUAUGAAAAUCGGAAUUACUAUCUGUAAAUCAUUGUAGCCAUGAUGCCAGAUUAUAUUGUAUAUGUGUUAUUAAAAAUGUUUUUAAAAUAUGAA